Messenger RNA from Rasamsonia emersonii CBS 393.64, 699 nucleotides. RefSeq names its product Gluconokinase. The record is from RefSeq and is a predicted model, not a curated record. The coding region runs from base 1 to 699 and encodes 232 amino acids. Gene Ontology annotation, cellular component: cytoplasm. Gene Ontology annotation, molecular function: gluconokinase activity. NCBI's taxonomy places the organism in Eukaryota, Fungi, Ascomycota, Eurotiomycetes, Eurotiales, Trichocomaceae. The transcript is spliced from 2 exons.
AUGUUGUCGGCCAACGACGAACCCACGACUGGGAUCGACCCUACCGUCGUCGGUCUCUCCCGUGCCCCUGCUGGCAAAGCUGCGUUCAAGGACCACAUGGAGACCAGGCCGCGAGAGGGGAAGAGCCCAGAACGGUUGCAACACAUUUGGAUUAUCACGGGACCUGCCGGUUGUGGCAAGACUACUGUCGCAAAGGGCCUUGAGAAGGAGCUUGGGCUGCCCUUCCUCGAAGGCGAUGAUUUCCAUCCGCAAUCCAACAAGGACAAGAUGGGGAACGGGAUUCCCCUGACGGAUGCGGACCGGUGGGACUGGCUCAUUUCUCUCCGAGAUGCAGCAACCGAAAUCCUGUCGCCGUCACCGGCCAACAAUUACAACCCUCCCUGGGGUGUGAUCAUGUCCUGCUCGGCAUUGAAGCACAAGUACCGUGAUGUCAUGCGUGUUGCUGCCUACGACCACCCAUCCGUCCGAAUUCACUUCAUCUACCUGCGAGCCGACGAGUCGAUUCUGAUGGAGCGAGUCAACGACCGAAAGAGCCAUUAUAUGAAGAGCAGCAUGGUCCACUCGCAGGUGGAGACAUUGGAGGACCCUUCGCCGGAGCGAGAUGUCCUCACUGUCGACGUAGCCGCUCCUCCUGAUGAGGUGCAGAGGAGGGUUUCGGCGGCUGUGGCUGCCAAACUUGCUGAAUACGAACAGCAAUGA